Messenger RNA from Pundamilia nyererei, 795 nucleotides. RefSeq names its product mitochondrial rRNA methyltransferase 2 (gene mrm2). Gene Ontology annotation, molecular function: rRNA (uridine-2'-O-ribose)-methyltransferase activity. The transcript is spliced from 2 exons. The record is from RefSeq and is a predicted model, not a curated record. Bases 66 to 785 code for a protein of 239 amino acids. Lineage: Eukaryota; Metazoa; Chordata; Actinopteri; Cichliformes; Cichlidae. Gene Ontology annotation, biological process: RNA methylation. Gene Ontology annotation, cellular component: mitochondrion.
GCUCGUGUAUUUCGACGCAAGCGCAGUUCAGCAUGUGGUACACGUGACUGCGCACUGUAAUAACAAUGUGGAUGUUUUCCUUGCAGAGGAGAUAUCUGCACUCCUCGUUGUGUUUGAUGAAGAAACUGAAGGGUAAGACGCCAGCGGAGCAGCGCUGGCUCCGACGGCAGCUUAAAGACCCGUAUGUCAAAGCUUCCCAGGUCCAAAACUUUCGAUGCAGGAGCGCCUUCAAACUUCUGGAGAUAGAUGACAAGUUCAGGCUCUUACAGCCUGGAUACACUGUGGUGGACUGCGGAGCUGCUCCUGGAGCCUGGAGCCAGGUGGCAGUCCAGAGGGUCAAUUCAGAUGUGACAGAUCCAGAGUUGCCUCGUGGUAUGGUUGUUGGCAUUGAUUUGCUGAACAUACCGCCUCUGGAUGGUGCUCACUUCCUGUCCAGUUGCGAUGUCACAGACCCUGCCACACAUGCCAAGCUGUUGGAGCUUCUUCCCCACGGCAAGGCUCAUGUCAUCCUGAGCGACAUGGCACCCAAUGCCAGCGGUUUCAGAGAGAUGGACCACGAGAAACUCAUCACAAUGUGUUUGUCUUUGAUAGACUUGGCUGAGAAAAUUUUACAGCCCCAGGGUUCUCUUCUUUGUAAAUACUGGGACGGGAUCCUUGCUCAUAAACUGCAGGAAACGCUCUCAAGUGUGUUCAGUAGUGUUCGGACUUUAAAGCCAGAUUCCAGCAGAAAAGACUCAGCUGAACGAUAUUUCCUUGCUAGAAUGUACAGAAGGCCAAUAAAAUGAUGUUUAAUUA